CCAGGCGGCGCUGCUCACCACUCUUCAUGAUGGAUUGACACGAGAGCUCCUGUCGUGCGUAUACCUCAUUGUGUACCGUUUGAUCCAGAGGCAUGCAUUCCAAGCAUGCUUAGUAGCUACCCCUGCGCCCAUCGUACUUCGGACUACGCAAUCGGCCGUCCCUAUGACGGGAGAGAAGAAGACGUCUGACCUCUCUGCCCGCUUAGGCGUAAAGCGCUCCAAGAACGUCUCCUCCAAACCUUCCAAAUCCGCCCCUCCGUCGAUUAGCGCCCCGCCUAAAGCUGCCAUAGCGACGAAGACAAAAAAGAGCGAGGUACAGCGACGGAAGAACCCAUUCAAUGAUAUGCUUCAUCAUAAACCCGGGAAGGAGAAGGAUGGCAGGAGCAGCGCAUCGUCGACCCAGGACGACGGAGACGAGGAGGCCGACCCUGGGCCGGAAGUUAUAACAGAUACGAAGGCGGCAGACAAGAUUGCUGAGUUGGAACAGACACUAGUGGUAUCGAGAGAGGAGCAAAAUGCGCUGCGAGAAGAGCUGGCGAAGGCGCGAGAGCAUGGUUUGGUGUACAAGGGGACGAUUGAAGACUAUAGGCGCCAGCUCGCCGUGAGGUAUCAGACCCAGAGUCCUCCUGGAGCAUUCCAUCCCAACUCCCGACCGACUUCACGUCGCUCCAAUUCAAUAUCCAUGGACUACGAGCAAGAAGUGGACCCUCGCCGCUCCUUGACCUUCCAACGCGAGGACCUUGUCGAGCAGAAUUACGAUUUGCGCUCUAAGCUCGCGCAACUCCAAGACCAGCUCAUGUCCCAGGAGGCUCUAUAUCAGUCCAGAAUCGAGCAAGCAAGGUCCCGCAGCGAAACGGAGUGGAACGAGCUGACCUCUCGCCUCCACAUCGCAGAGAAAGAGUCUCAAGAGCGUCUACAACAGCUACUAUCUCUCAAAUCUAGCAUAUCUUCUUUGACACGCAUGGAUUCACAGGUCACCGACAGCGAACUCUCGGAGGGGCUCUCCCAGCUCGCACACAGGGUCCGCGAAUUCGUCAUCAGCAAUUUCCGCAGGACGAAGCUCGAACUUAGCAGUAUCCCUACCGAGACAGUGAGGGCGCUCGAAGCAAUAUCGCCAGUCUACAAGACUAUAGAUCCGACUGAUCGUCUUGCGCUGUAUCAAGCUCUCAUCUCGAGUGCCAUGAUGCACAUCUUCCGCGAACCGAUCAUUGUCGGACUCCCUGAAACCGGACCACUUGCACCAAUCCGCCAGCUCGCGGCAUAUAUACACAACACAGGCGCCGACUUUCGAGAAUGGAGACGGACAACAAUCCGCAGUCUGGAAAAGAGCGAGGCAAAACACACUCUUCACCAGGAGAAGGUGAAGUUAGUGCAUCGCCUGUCUAGUGAGGUCGGGCAUCAGCUGUUCACGCUGACGUCUAUUAAUCUCACGCAAAAUGCACAAUCGACGCUAAUGGGGAUGUUGAAUGCGACUGCGGAUUUUCAGCACACGCUCUUACUCCAGAAAGCACAGUACAGGUUGCACUUCUUCAACGGUCAAGAAGGCCACCUCUUUGACGAAGGCAGGAUGGAAUCCGUCAAUGAUCUUGACGGUGGCUUGGACGAAGAUGGUGACGUUGUACAGCGCAGAUUCGCGUUCUGUGUAUUUCCAUGUUUGGAAAAAUUCGGGGACGAGUACGGCGAGAAUACGGAGGUCAGAAAUGUCCUUCUGAAGGCGAGAGUAUGCUGCGGAGUCGGAUAGUUCCUCGGAGGACUGAAGCGGGCGAAUCCGUUCAAGACUUUUGGUGGAUGCAACCGGAACGCCUCAAUAGCGAAGGAACCGAGAUCUGCAAGUGAUGUGCCAGAGGCAGAGUCUCAGUCAGGCCACAUAGGUGCGCUCGAGGAGCGGGCUGGUCCGAUAUAGUACUGCCAAAGGCGGGAGCACCACGGCCCAAACCGACCGCACAAAACGCGCAAGUCGGAAUGGGGAUCGCAGGCUGUUUAAUCUUCGCACGCAGACUGACUGCAAAGCACGGUAUAGAAGUAACCGAGACAGCUCAAAGAUGUGCGGAAAAUGGUAUGGGCAAAGUGGAAGCUGGGUAGCGAACGGUCAAGAGAAUACCGCAUGUGGGCGCGUAGUGAUAAGACAUCAAGCAUUGAGGCCAGCUACCAAGCUAUUCAUCGUCGUCGGCAUCAUCGUCACCUUGCACGUCCAUGACGCGCUCCCCUGCCUUUUCAAGCG
This is a messenger RNA of Trematosphaeria pertusa, 2221 nucleotides long. RefSeq lists its product as uncharacterized. The transcript is spliced from 2 exons. The coding region runs from base 164 to 1741 and encodes 525 amino acids. The record is from RefSeq and is a predicted model, not a curated record. NCBI's taxonomy places the organism in Eukaryota, Fungi, Ascomycota, Dothideomycetes, Pleosporales, Trematosphaeriaceae.